AUGGAGGGCGAGCAGUGCACCUUCCUCUUUCUCGACGCAGACGUGAUCCGCUCCGGACUGUGCGCCGAGGUUGGCUACAAGACGACGCUGCCGCGGCUGCAGGAGAUCGAGGCGGCGCACCCAGAGUGGAUCAAGCGGCGAGUGCUCAAGCGGCACCUCGCCUACGGCCGCCAGCACUACCGCAGCGAGAUCCUCGCCGUGAGCCACCGCUGGGAGCAGCCCGAAGCGCCCGAUGCGAGCGGCGCCCAGCUCAAGGCGAUCCGCGAGUACCUUCAGAGCCCGGCCGGCCUCGAGGUGAGCUUCGUCUGGUACGACUACUGGUGCAUGCCGCAGGGCAAGCGAACUCCGACCGAGAAGGUCGGCUUCAAGAGGAUGCUGCAGAAUGUCAAUUUGCUCUACCUCGGCUGCUCCGUCCUCAUCCUGCAGGAGCUCUCCUACCUCUCCCGCUUCUGGCGCGACCCAGUUCGAGGCGUGGUGCAGCAUGCAGUCGGCCACCGAAGACGGCCUCGGGCCGGCGCCCGCCGCGGAGCGGCGCUGCACCGUCGUCCCCAUCCUCCAGGCCACGGAGGGCAUGGCGUCCGAGCUCAUCAUGAUGUGGGCGAGCCGCAGCGUGGACGAGGCGAUCGAGACGCUCGCGAGCCCAGACGUGACCGUCACCAACCAGUCCGACAAGGAGUUGCAGCUGUACAAGUUGCGCGAGCUCGACUCGCUGGUGCAGGAGGCCGUGGCCCAGUGCGCACGCGAGGCCGUCGACCCCACCGUGGUCGAGAUCGCGCCACCCAGCCGCGGCUGAAUCCGUCGCAAAGCCCCCAGGCUCCAGGUGGCAAGCACCCUGAUUCAUACAUUGUGCCGCCUGUCGAGACACAAGAGGCUAUCCAUGCAUGCAUGCGAGCCGCAUAGACGGCCAUGAUUGUCCUCCGGCGCUCCGCGGCCGCGACAACGGGAACCAACCGGUCGAGCGAGGUCUUUUUGAGUCUGCACUCUGCCACGCUCACGCUGUCUCCUGUCAGUAAGUUGCUAACAAU
Messenger RNA from Emiliania huxleyi CCMP1516, 1025 nucleotides. RefSeq lists its product as hypothetical. NCBI's taxonomy places the organism in Eukaryota, Haptophyta, Isochrysidales, Noelaerhabdaceae. Bases 1 to 900 code for a protein of 299 amino acids. The transcript is spliced from 7 exons. The record is from RefSeq and is a predicted model, not a curated record.